Patella vulgata (common limpet) is the source of this 621-nucleotide messenger RNA. Its product is annotated as UDP-N-acetylglucosamine transferase subunit ALG13 homolog. The record is from RefSeq and is a predicted model, not a curated record. The transcript has 4 exons. Gene Ontology annotation, biological process: dolichol-linked oligosaccharide biosynthetic process. The coding region runs from base 38 to 556 and encodes 172 amino acids. Lineage: Eukaryota; Metazoa; Mollusca; Gastropoda; Patellidae. Gene Ontology annotation, molecular function: hexosyltransferase activity.
UUUAGACCUUCCACGUGGUAUUUGUUUAUGUUUACGAAUGGAGAAGAAACUGGUCAAAACAGUAUUCGUGACUGUUGGAACAACACAGUUUGACGAUUUGAUACAAACAAUAUGUUCUACUUUUGUUACAGAGGAACUAAACAGAUUAGGAUAUACAGAUUUAGUUUUACAGAUUGGGAAUGGAAAUGACCCUGUAAGAGUUGAUGAACAUAAUCUCAACAUUAAGUUUUAUAGAUUUAAGAAUUCGAUAGAGGAAGAUAUAUCUAAUGCAUCUUUAGUAAUUAGUCAUGCUGGGGCUGGUAGUAUCCUGGAUGUUUUAGGAGCAGGAAAGCCAUUACUUGUUGCUAUAAAUGAAAAUCUUAUGGAUAAUCAUCAAAUAGAAGUAGCACAGCGUUUCAGUAAUGAAGGGUUUCUAUAUUAUUGUAAACCAAGUCAAUUGGUGGAAACUUUACGAGAUGUAAAUUUUGAUGCUUUAAAACCUUAUGAACCAGGAAAACCUGAAAAAUUUGCCAAAGUUUUAGAUGAAAUUAUGGGGUUUACACGACCAGAUUCGUGAAAUUUACUUUUUAUGCGAUGAGAAUGGAUGAAAUCCAAUUUUACAUUGUACUAUAUUUAUUUAUU